Messenger RNA from Homarus americanus (American lobster), 633 nucleotides. RefSeq names its product histidine-rich glycoprotein-like. NCBI's taxonomy places the organism in Eukaryota, Metazoa, Arthropoda, Malacostraca, Decapoda, Nephropidae. The record is from RefSeq and is a predicted model, not a curated record. Bases 1 to 633 code for a protein of 210 amino acids. The transcript has a single exon.
AUGCCGACCUCCACACUCGCCUCCCACAUGCCUACCUCCACACUCGCCUCCCCACAUGCCGACCUCCACCUCGCCUUCCAUCACAUGCCGACCUACACUCGCCUUCCAUCACAUGCCUACCCCACACUCGCCUUCCAUCACGACCUCCACACUCGCCUUCCAUCACAUGCCGACCUCCACACUCGCCUUCCAUCACAUGCCGACUCCACACCUCGCCUCCACAUGCCUACCUCCACACUCGCCUUCCAUCACAUGUCGACCUCCACACUCGCCUCCCCACAUGCCUACCACACUCGCCUUCCAUCACAUGCCGACCUCCACACUUGCCUUCCAUCACAUGCCGACCUCCACAUCGCCUUCCAUCACAUGCCGACCUCCCACACUCGCCUCCCCCACAUGCCUACCUCUCCACACUGCCUUCCAUCACGCCGACCUCACACCCCUGCCUUCCAUCACAUGCCGACCUCCACACUCGGCCUUCCAUCACAUGCCGACCUCCACACUCGCCUUCCAUCACAUGUCGACCUCCACACUCGCCUUCCAUCACAUGCCGACCUCCACACUCGCCUUCCAUCACAUGUCGACUCUCCACACAUGCCGACCUCCACACAUGCCGACCUCCACACAUGCUGA